Messenger RNA from Anoplophora glabripennis (Asian longhorned beetle), 502 nucleotides. Its product is annotated as lysozyme P-like. The record is from RefSeq and is a predicted model, not a curated record. The transcript has a single exon. NCBI's taxonomy places the organism in Eukaryota, Metazoa, Arthropoda, Insecta, Coleoptera, Cerambycidae. Bases 25 to 432 code for a protein of 135 amino acids.
CUGUCGCAAAGCCAUACACCAACCAUGUCUUCGUACAGAACCGUAGCUAUUCUAGUUCUCUUCGUCGCCUUGGCUAACGCCAAGAUCUACGACAGGUGUGAAUUCGCCAGAGAGAUCCAGACCUAUGGGGUACCCUACGAGCAAGUCGCCGUGUGGACCUGCAUAGCCCAGCACGAGUCCGAGUACAACACAGCAGCGGUCAACUGGAGUUCUGGGGACCAUGGGAUCUACCAGAUCAGCGAGCUCUAUUGGUGCUCUACUUCCGAUACACCUGGAGGCGGUUGCAACGCUCUUUGUUCUCAGUUCGAGGACGACUACAUCGGGGACGACACAGCUUGUGCACAGCUCAUCUACGGACAGAUGGGUUUCCCAGCGUGGACCACUUAUCAGUACUGUAAUGGAGAUGUAAGUUCAUACAUUGCCGGGUGUUGAUUUGGUUUGAAUUCGUCUUUGUAAUUUGUAAAUAUGUAAAUUUGAUUGAAUAAAGCAAGCUUGCACAAUA